This is a messenger RNA of Esox lucius (northern pike), 1437 nucleotides long. Its product is annotated as FMRFamide-related peptides type HF-4-like. Lineage: Eukaryota; Metazoa; Chordata; Actinopteri; Esociformes; Esocidae. The coding region runs from base 218 to 658 and encodes 146 amino acids. The record is from RefSeq and is a predicted model, not a curated record. The transcript is spliced from 2 exons.
GGACAGAAGAGAGAUCAAGGUGACAUCACCAGCUGUUGCAACUGGUUUCCAGUACAGGGCUUCUUGUUCAUUAACAGAUGUCCCAACUAGUUUCCAGUACAGGGCUUCUUGUUCAUUACCAGAUGUCCCAACUAGUUUCCAGUACAGGGCUUCUUGUUCAUUACCAGAUGUCCCAACUAGUUUAACAACCCCACAUCACCAGAGGACAGAAAAGACCAUGCCUCUACUGGAGGACAGGAAAGACCACGCCCCCAGCGCCUCUAGGUUGGCAACGACCCUACCAGAGAACAGGAAAGACCACGCCCCCAACAGUCCUGGGUUGGCAACGACCCCACCAGAGGACAGGAAAGACCAUGCCCCCAGCGCCUCUGGGUUGGCAAUGACCCCUCCCCACCAGAGGACAAGAAAAACCACACCCCCAGAGCCCCUGGGUUGGCAACAACCCCACCAGAGGACAGGAAAGACCACGCCCCCAGCGCCUCUAGGUUGGCAACGACCCUACCAGAGGACAGGAAAGACCACGCCCCCAGCGCCUCUAGGUUGGCAACGACCCUACCAGAGAACAGGAAAGACCACGCCCCCAACAGUCCUGGGUUGGCAACGACCCCACCAGAGGACAGGAAAGACCAUGCCCCCAGCGCCUCUGGGUUGGCAAUGACCCCUCCCCACCAGAGGACAAGAAAAACCACACCCCCAGAGCCCCUGGGUUGGCAACAACCCCACCAGAGGACAGGAAAGACCACGCCCCCAGCGCCUCUAGGUUGGCAACGACCCUACCAGAGGACAGGAAAGACCACGCCCCCAACAGUCCUGGGUUGGCAACGACCCCACCAGAGGACAGGAAAGACCAUGCCCCCAACAGUCCUGGGUUGGCAACGACCCCACCAGAGGACAGGAAAGACCACGCCCCCAGCGCCUCUGGGUUGGCAAUGACCCCUCCCCACCAGAGGACAGGAAAAACCACACCCCCAGCACCCCUGGGAGGGCAAUGAGCAGAAUACACCCAAAGACAUCAGCAGUCAUCCAUUCCUCUCUCCUCUCUCUUGACACUUUGCUCCCAUUGUUCUUCCCCCCUUCCUCUUCUGUUACAUGCCUGUGUAGUCACUUAUGAUUUGGACUUUGUAUAAUUUGCACUUCUCCUACAUUGGAAGGCUCUGGUAUACAUAACUUAAAUUCAUGCCUGUAUAGACCAAACAUAAUUAAAUCUCCCAUCAGCAGUGUCCAUUUACUAACCAAAUCCCACAUGAUUUACUGUCUUUCACAGAUUACACAGUCCCAUGUUGACAAAGAGCUCCACUGUGCAUUUAUCUUCUACACUUGUACUGUUUGUUAAGUGCAUUUAUCUUCUACACUUGUACUGUUUGUUAAGUGCAUUUAUCUUCUACACUUGUACUGUGUGUUCAGAGCAUUUAUCUUUUACAACUGUACUGUGUGUUA